UGCGCGCAGACGCGCAAAUGCGCAGACUCCCAGCAGAAGCAGGACUGCGGGACUCGAGCGGUUGCGGCGCUCAGGUAGGCCAUGAGGCGCGCUGUGUUAGAGCUCGUCUCGCCGCUUGUGGGGCUGUGGUUGUUGCUGUGCAGUUGGGGGUGCCCCGGGAACGCCGAGCCGCGAUCCCCGCCGGAGAAGAUCGCGAUUAUUGGAGCCGGAAUUGGUGGCACCUCAGCAGCCUAUAUUCUGCGGCAGAAAUUUGGGAAAGAUGUGAAGAUUGACGUGUUUGAAAGAGAAGAGGUUGGGGGCCGUCUGGCCACUCUGACGGUUCAGGGGGAAGACUAUGAGGCAGGAGGUUCUAUCAUCCACCCUUUAAACCUGCACAUGAAGCGUUUUGUCAAAGAUCUGGGUCUCUCUGCUCUUCAGGUCUCUGGUGGCCUAGUGGGGGUGUAUGAUGGAAAGACUCUAGUGUUUGAGGAGAGCAGCUGGUUCAUAAUUAACAUGAUUAAACUAAUUUGGCGCUAUGGAUUUCAGCCCCUCCGAAUGCACAUGUGGGUAGAGGACUUGUUAGGCAAGUUCAUGAGGAUCUACCGGUACCAAUCUCAUGAGUAUGCCUUCAGCAGUGUAGAAAAAUUACUACAUGCUGCAGGAGGGGAUGAAUUCCUUGGACUGCUUAACCGAACACUUCUUGAAGCCUUGCAGAAAGCAGGCUUCUCUGAGAAAUUCCUCAAUGAAAUGAUUGCUCCUGUCAUGAGGGUCAAUUAUGGCCAGAGCACGGGUCUCAAUGCUUUUGUGGGAGCGGUGUCACUGUCCGGUGGUGAUUCUGGCCUUUGGGCAGUAGAAGGUGGCAAUAAGCUUGUUUGCUCAGGGCUCCUUCAGGCUUCUAAAAGCAAUCUUAUAUCUGGCUCAGUCGUGUACAUAGAGGAGAAAACAAAGACCAAGCAGACAGGAUAUCCCACAACAAUGUACGAAGUGGUCUACCAAAUUGGAUCUGAGACCCGUUCAGACUUCUAUGACAUCGUCUUGGUGGCCGCUCCAUUGAAUCGAAAAAUGUCUAAUAUUACUUUUCUCAACUUUGAUCCUCCAAUUGAGGAAUUCCAUCAAAAUUAUGAACAUAUAGUGACAACUUUAGUUAAGGGGGAAUUGAAUGCAUCUGUCUUUGGCUCUAGAGCCAUAGAUAACUUUGGCCUUGGUAUGGUUUUAACCACUGAUAAUUCAGAUUUGUUCAUUAAUAGUCUUGGGAUGCCGUCCUCUGUAAAGAAAAAGGAAAAUCUUCAACCGUCAACAGAUGGAACAUUUGUUUGGAAGAUGUUUUCCCCAGAAACUCUUACUAAAGCACAAAUAUUAAAGCUCUUUUUGUCCUAUGAUUAUGCUGUGAAGAAGCCAUGGCUUGCAUAUCCUCACUACGAGCCCCCAGAGAAAUGCCCCUCCAUCAUACUUCACGAUCGACUGUAUUACAUCAAUGGCAUGGAGUGCGCAGCAAGUGCCAUGGAAAUGAGUGCCAUUGCAGCCUACAACGCUGCGCUCCUUGCCUAUCACCGCUGGAAUGGACACACAGACAUGAUUGACCAGGACGGUUUAUAUGAGAAACUUAAAACUGAGCUAUAAAAUGACACCAUCUAUUUUUUCCUCUUCUACUUCCAAAUGAGUAUCACUGGCAAAAAAGGACAGAGUCUGGGCAGAGAUGAUUUUGAAUAGAAUAUUUUGCCAAUAUCACUGUUUAACAAAAGUAAUACCUGUGGGUCAUAAGAAAGUACAAGGUUCUAAUUAAGCAUGAUGAUGUAACUAUUGCACUUAUGCCCUCUCCAAAAUUUCUUAAGUUUUCUUUUAAUAUCCAUUAGCAGUGUUGCUCAAACUUGUCUGAUCAUAAGAAUUACCUGGAAUUUUUUAAACAUGUGAAUUCUCUAGCUCCUCUCUUAGAGAUUGUUUCAGUAAGUCUGGGGGCAGAGCCCUGAAUUUUGAUCAGAAAUGUAGAGCAUUUUAAGCUGAACACUUGAGGGAGAACUUAAGGACUGUGUUAGCUGGGGACUGGUCCAUUUGAGCUUUACUUCUGGACGUGGUGUUCAGUCAGAUAAAACUAGUAAGGGAGAUGGUGUCUUUAUGCCUGGCUCUUAGUAAUUUUAUACCCUCUUUUGAAGUAAAUGUGCCCAUGCCCAAAGCCUUGACUUUCA
Microcebus murinus (gray mouse lemur) is the source of this 2162-nucleotide messenger RNA. RefSeq names its product prenylcysteine oxidase 1 (gene PCYOX1). Gene Ontology annotation, molecular function: prenylcysteine oxidase activity. The record is from RefSeq and is a predicted model, not a curated record. Gene Ontology annotation, biological process: prenylated protein catabolic process; prenylcysteine catabolic process. NCBI's taxonomy places the organism in Eukaryota, Metazoa, Chordata, Mammalia, Primates, Cheirogaleidae.